Arachis duranensis is the source of this 1065-nucleotide messenger RNA. RefSeq lists its product as uncharacterized. The record is from RefSeq and is a predicted model, not a curated record. NCBI's taxonomy places the organism in Eukaryota, Viridiplantae, Streptophyta, Magnoliopsida, Fabales, Fabaceae. The coding region runs from base 1 to 1065 and encodes 354 amino acids. The transcript is spliced from 10 exons.
AUGGUUAUGGACAAAAAAAUACACGCCUCAGUUAAGAAGGCUUUUGUGUCUCGAUUCGUGAAUUUGCUGGAGGAAGGAAUAUCUUACCAAAUAAGAUAUUUUGGUGUUGGACUCAAUAAGGGUUACUUCAAGACUACACAUCAUGAAUACGUUGUUAAUUUAAACCAACGUACUGAUGUGCACAGACUUCCAGAAUCGUCGAGUAUCCCACGAUAUGAAUUUAAGUUUGUGAGUUUUGACACUCUCAAUGCUCCUGGGUAUGAUUGCACCUAUUUAGUUGAUGUUGUUGGAUAUCUUGCUGGAAUUGGGAAUGAGAAGACUCUUGAAAAGAAUGGCAAAUCUACCAAAUAUACUGUUAUCGAAUUAGAGAUUGAUGAUGGAAAAAUAAUGGAGUGUGCACUUUUUGGCAACUAUGCACAUGAAUUAAAUGCUUUUCUGGGAUCUGGCAAUAAGGAUGGAGCUGUUGUCGUCUUACAGUUUGUUAGAGUGAAGUUAUUUAACGAAAAGAUUGUUUUACAAAAUUCCAUGUAUGGCACAAAGAUGUUCUUCAAUCUUGAAGAUACAACUGUCAUCCAAUUUAAAAAUAGCUUUGUAAGAUUUGAAGAAUCUAGAGGUAACAUCGGCGGAAUUCCAAAUGAGGCUGCAUUCUUAAAAAUUUAUCAAGGCAAAACCAUCGAGCAGUUAAAAGAAUUCGAAACGACUGGUGGUACGGCCAAUGUGAAUGCAACAGUCUUUGACAAGGAGGCAAAACAAAUUUUGGGAAAGAGCUGUGUAGAGAUACUUGAUCCACUUCUAUUGAAAGGAGAUCUAUCGGAUACACCUACACUUUUGCUCAACCUAAUUGAUAAGACCUUUCUCUUCAUCGUUGAAGUUCAAAUAUCUGAUAAUCCACAUUUUUCACCUUCUUAUAAAGUUAAGAAGAUGACUGAUAAUGUGGACCUCAUAAAUAAAUUCAAAGAGGCUCACCCUAUUCAAAUUGAUGUUGACUACACCGGUGGUUUGCUUCCAAUUUCAAAAACAUCCUCAAUCAUUGAAGGGGAGAAAGUAAAAGGUGCUAAGAUUUGA